Messenger RNA from Penaeus vannamei (Pacific white shrimp), 180 nucleotides. The record is from RefSeq and is a predicted model, not a curated record. Lineage: Eukaryota; Metazoa; Arthropoda; Malacostraca; Decapoda; Penaeidae.
UCUCUCUCUCUCUCUUCUCUCUCUCUCUCUCUCUCUCUCUCUCUCUCCUCUUCCUCUCUCUCUUCUCUUUCUCUCUCUCUCUCUCUCCUCUCUCUCUCUCUGUCAGAAUCUCAGUCAAAAGCUAUACUUCCAACCCACGAUCCCGAUCCUGGCUUUGCUUGCAUGGCAUUUUCUGAUUGA